Camellia sinensis is the source of this 837-nucleotide messenger RNA. NCBI's taxonomy places the organism in Eukaryota, Viridiplantae, Streptophyta, Magnoliopsida, Ericales, Theaceae. The record is from RefSeq and is a predicted model, not a curated record.
GAUGAAACUGCAAAAUUGGUAUUGGGCCUUUGCUAGUUGUAUGUUGGAUAUUCUAUCAAAUGUUUUUGAGGACAAUGUGUUAUUUCAUUGUUCCUUGUGCAGGCACCAGAAGAUCAUGCUACAGCAUGAGAGGCAUUGAAGAAUGCAGCAUGUGUCUUAGUUCCUGGUGGAUUUGGAGAUCGUGGUGUGAAAGGAAUGAUGCUAGCUGCAAAGUAUGCUAGAGAAAAUAAAGUUCCAUAUCUUGGGAUUUGCUUGGGCAUGCAGAUUUCUGUUAUUGAGUAUGCUAGAUCUGUUUUGGGUUGGGAAAAGGCAAACAGUACAGAAUUUGACAACGAGACACCCAAUCCUGUUGUAAUUUUCAUGCCAGAGGGUUCAAGAACACAUAUGGGAAGCACAAUGAGACUGGGGUGUUGCAAAAUGCUGUUUCAGACUCCUGAUUGUAUCACUGCAAAACUGUACCAUAAUUCAGAGUAUGUGGAUGAACGACAUCGGCAUAGAUACGAGGUGAAUCCAGAUAUGAUUGACAUGUUAGAAAAAGCUGGCUUAAAAUUUGUGGGGAAGGAUGAUAGUGGAAAGCGAAUGGAUGUUAGAUUGCUCAUCAGACUUUAAAGGUUGGAUGAGCUUGACAAACUGAUAAUAAUGAAUCGGUUAAAAUCUCAAUUUCAUUUUUUCUUCUUGAAUUGGUUAAAAUUUCAAUUUCAUCCUGAAAAACUGUCCAAUUGGUAGUUCAUAUUAGGGUUAUAUUUUUCUUCCAAUCAUUGUUGAAUUUUGAAUUAUUGUUAAUAUUUUCCUUUACUUUCUCCAGAUCUUAGAACUUCCCGAUCAUCCAUUCUACGU